Messenger RNA from Miscanthus lutarioriparius, 834 nucleotides. NCBI's taxonomy places the organism in Eukaryota, Viridiplantae, Streptophyta, Magnoliopsida, Poales, Poaceae. The record is from the annotation of a GenBank genome assembly.
AUGGCCUCGGUGUUGGCACGCCAAUCUGUUGCCCUAGCCCUGCUCGUCGCUGCCGUUUCGGUUACAGGUGUUGAUUCCAAGUCGUUUAACAUCACCAACAGCUGCGUGUACACGGUCUGGCCGGGGAUCUCUUCUGGGCCCGGCUCGGCGGCGGCGGUGGACACCACGGGCUUUGAACUCGCGCCGGGCGAGUGGGAGAUCGUGCCGGUGCAGUCCGGGUGGUCGGGCCGCGUCUGGGGCCGUACCCUCUGCAGCAACUCCACUGAAAACACUGGCAGGUUCACCUGCGUCACUGGCGACUGCGGCUCAGGCCGCCUGGACUGCGCGGGCGGCAACGCCGUGCCGCCGGUGACGCUCGCGCAGUUCACCAUGGACGGGAGCGGGGCCAUGGAAUUCUACGACAUCAGCCUCGUCGACGGAUACAACCUGCCUAUGCUGGUGACGCCGCCGCCGCAGGACGCGGCUCCUGCAGGCGGCAACUGCACGCCGGUGCGGUGCGUGGUGGACCUGAACGGUGAGUGCCCGGACGAGCUGCGCGUCGCGUCCGCUGCCGCGGCCGCGGCCACCGGCACCGGCGUCGUGGCGUGCAAGAGCGCGUGCCAGGCGUUCGGGUCGCCCCAGUACUGCUGCACCGGCGAGUACGGGAACCUCGACACCUGCAUGCCGUCGGCCUACUCGCAGUUGUUCAAGAAGGCUUGCCCGCGGGCGUUCAGCUACGCUUACGACGGCGCCGACUCCAUCUUCACGUGCGGCGCCGGCGCCGGGGAGAGCAACACCUUGACCUACACCAUCACCUUCUGCCCCAGCACCAACAGGCAAGGUUUACAAUUUUAG